Ylistrum balloti is the source of this 2157-nucleotide messenger RNA. RefSeq lists its product as uncharacterized. The transcript has a single exon. NCBI's taxonomy places the organism in Eukaryota, Metazoa, Mollusca, Bivalvia, Pectinida, Pectinidae. The coding region runs from base 7 to 2157 and encodes 716 amino acids. Gene Ontology annotation, molecular function: protein binding. The record is from RefSeq and is a predicted model, not a curated record.
AUAAACAUGGAAAGGACUGACAUACGGAAAGUGUCCAGAUUUCUUUCGCAUCAUCUUGAUAACAUUACUGAAAUAGGUCCGGAGGAAGUGGUCAAAAUCAGACAAUCAAUUUAUUUUUUAACUUAUCUCACCGGAGGUCCCGAAGUCCGUAAAAAGAACAGCAGAAUGGUUACUGGUUCUAAAGGAGAAGGUUUCUGUUUUCGUAACUCCGACACUGACCAAAUGAUAACUAUACAGGAUGUUGCAAUUAUUCAGCAACAUGAUAGUAUACCAGAGGAAGACCAAACGAAAACUAUUCUUGUCACGGACUACACCAACUGUAGAUCUGGGUAUACCUUACUCAAACUUCAUCAAGUAGGAGAGAAUGCGGAACAAGAAUUAAUUGACGCUUUGAUAGAAGUGGACGGUUCUAGGUAUCUGUCUAGUGUCGUAUAUGUGAGUAAUUAUCUGUUGCCCGGAUGUUACCUACAUGGGCCUUGUUCAACUUUGCCUGAUGAUUACACGGGAGACUCCGAUCUUGCGUUUAGUUUCCACUGUCGUUCAUGGCCUGAUAGUCUCAGUAACUUCAGAUACCGCACCAAACAUUGUGUCUGGCCAUCCAGAAAAUUGGUCCUUGAUAUUAUUCGGAACGGCUGUCACCUUGUUGCCAUUGGUGACAAGCAUUCCAAUCUCUUUGCAAUGCAGUGGAGGAUCUCAUUUGUAGCCGCCGAAGUUUUUCUAGUGUUGUCCUUCAAUCAUGUGCAGCUGAAAACAUACGGUUUACUUAAAAUGUUUCUUAAAGAGUGCAUUGAACGUGAUCCAUUCAUUGAACAUUUGCUCUGUUCUUACUUUAUGAAGACAAUUGUGUUCCAUGCGAUAGAACAUUCCAGACCUUCUAUGUGGGUGGACGAAAAUCUUAUCCAGUGUUUUUGGUAUUGCUUUACAAUACUUAUGGAGUGUAUACAAACCGGAUAUCUACCUAACUACUUCAUUCUCUCUCACAACAUGUUUCUUUCUAACGUUACUGGAGACAACAGGAAAAGGCUAAUCCAGGUGCUGAGUAAAUAUCGACAUAUGGGAUGGAACUGCUUGUUUCUGUGUCCGAUACUCCGGUCCUUGCCACAAACUAUUUACAAUAGUCGUUCAGAUUAUCCGUCGGACUCGAAUCAAUCGGCUGUCUUAGCGGAAUGUAAUGGAGACUUACUGAUUGCUGUACAGUAUGGCACUGUAGGAUUCUACGAUGUCGCGUCUCUGUUGAUAUUGGCACAAACGGCGUUUUUAGAUAUUCAAGAUGACAUAAUAACUGACAGCAUUUUGCUUUACCUUAUGAGUGCCAUUACAAAUAAUUCCAGAAACGGCAUCACAGACCACAUUCAGAACUAUGUUGUCGGGAGCAACAAAUCUGUCUAUAGCCAGACCAGAAGAUACAAACGCCUACUUCACGUGUCGUCAGCUACAGACGUCUGUAGUGGAUACUUAUCGCUGGCCACAUUUUACUACAAUGUUGGUUGUUAUGAUAAGGCCUACGAAGUAGCCAGACACGUGGUUUUCGCCUGUCAGCAACGCACGGUGAUACAGUUAAAUCCACAAGCCAAUUUUCAUGCAUAUUGUAAGGAAAUGUGUGGUAAAGGAUACACAACAUUACAGAAAGCGAAACGUUCUUUUCUGACAUUAUAUUCAAUGCAUAAAAGGUACAAUAGACUGUAUCCAGCAGAACUAGACUUGGAGAUUGAAGCAGAUAAAACCUUUAUCACACUUCCACCACUGCCUUAUGCCAUCUUCCUCCUUGUGUUGUCUACCUACAGACAAGGUAAAACUGAUCAGUCCCGGAUCAUCCUAGAUGAUCUCCUGGCUGCACGGACAAAUCCAAACUGCAGAAUAUCUAUAUAUCCCACUAUACACAACCUGGUCGGGAUAUGUCACCAACUGCUGGGGGACACAAGACAGGCAAUCAAGGCGUUUGAAGACUCGUGUCGACAAAAUCCUGAUAAUUCUGCAGCUGCCAAUAGGAUUGCCAUCCUACGGAAGACGAGAAAAGAAGCGUUGGUGGAUGAAGAGGAUGUCCAGUUGGAUUAUUACAAUGUCCCAUCUCAACACCAGAGCAAUGACAGAGAUAUGUCAUAUACUUAUAAAACGAUGUACAACACUGAUCCAGACAGUUUUGUAAAUUGUUCCUGA